Lotus japonicus is the source of this 3951-nucleotide messenger RNA. Its product is annotated as kinesin-like protein KIN-14F. The coding region runs from base 329 to 3691 and encodes 1120 amino acids. The record is from RefSeq and is a predicted model, not a curated record. Gene Ontology annotation, biological process: microtubule-based movement. Lineage: Eukaryota; Viridiplantae; Streptophyta; Magnoliopsida; Fabales; Fabaceae. Gene Ontology annotation, molecular function: microtubule motor activity; microtubule binding; ATP binding. The transcript is spliced from 18 exons.
ACCCCACCCCAUUACUUUCCCACUCUCUCGAUCAAUUCCUUUCUUUUCCGUCGGCGCAGACAUAAACCCAAUGACUUGGUAUUCUCUUCUUUUGUUUAUUUUCUUGUCAUCUUCACAACUAAAUACUGCAUCAUAAUCCCACCGCACAGUAUACACAUUCAUGAAGAAAUUCAUGGCAUUCAAGUGGAGGGCUUUUUGGGAUAAUUUUGGGAGUUAGGGUCUUUGCUCUGAGGAAGGAGAAUGGUACCUACUCUUUCAGAAUUGCUUAAUUGGUUUAUUGAGAGAGGGACAGGGGUUAUAUUGUUAUCGUAUAAAUCGUUGGAGAAAUAUGCCGCUGGAAAGUUUACAAAGCUCAUUCUUCACAUCUCCUUGCAAGAGAGGAUUGAAUUUGAAUUUGAGGAGUUCGGUCUUUAGCAACGAUGAGGCUUCAUAUAUUGUGACGGAGGAUAGCAUCAAUGAUCAUGAAUUGGCUCAGAGGAAAGCAGAGGAAGCAGCUUCAAGGAGGAACCAAGCAGCUGAAUGGCUUCGGCAAAUGGACGACGGCGCAGCCGCAUCAUCACUCUCCAAACAAUCCUCCGAGGAAGAAUUCUGCCUUGCACUCCGCAAUGGCCUCAUUCUCUGCAAUGUCCUCAACAAAGUCAACCCCGGUGCUGUCCUCAAGGUGGUGGAGAAUCCUGUCCCUGCGGUUCAGUCUGCAGAGGGAGCUGCGCAAUCUGCGAUUCAGUAUUUCGAGAACAUGAAGAAUUUUCUGGAUGCAGUUAAGGAUAUGGAGCUUUUGACUUUUGAAGCUUCGGAUUUGGAAAAAGGGGGUUCAUCAAGUAAAGUUGUGGACUGCAUUCUCUGUUUGAAAGGGUAUUAUGAAUGGAAGCUCUCAGGUGGUGUUGGCGUGUGGAGGUAUGGAGGAACAGUGAGGAUUACUUCCUUUCCUAAAGGAACUCCUCCCUCCCUUGUGGACAGUGAAAGUGCUGAUGAAUCCCUGGAUGAGUUUGAUUCGUCACAGUAUGAACAGCUACUUAAAUUUCUUCAUCUAUCUGGAGAGGUCUCAGUUGAAGAAACCAGAACUACCAAUGCUUUUGCUUUCCUGUUUGAUCACUUUGUACUCAAAAUUCUCCAGGCUUACCUCAGAGAAACUGAUGAGACUGAAGAUUUGCCGCUGAAUGCAAUGGUGAUUGAUACUUUUCUCAGGAAGGUAGUCAUGGAUUUUUCUUCAUUGCUUGUUUCUCAAGGCGCUCAGCUUGGACGUUUCCUCAAGAAAAUAUUGAAAGGAGAUAUUAGUUGCCUCUCUAAGAGAGAAUUCAUAGAAGCCAUCACAUUAUAUCUUAAUCAAAGAAAUAGCUUGGCGUCGAAUGAUUUCUCUAAUUUCUGCACUUGUGGUGGAAAACGUGUCAGUAUUCAGCGAAAUGUGAACUAUUCUGCCAAGCAUGCUGAAAUAAUUGAUGCUCAGAAACAACUUGAGGCAAUGAAGUACUUCUUUGAAGAGAUUAAACGGGAGGUCAACCAGAUUCAGUCCGAAUGGCACCAAGAAGUGAGCAGGCUUGAGAAUCAUAUAAAGAGUCUGGAAGUAGCCUCCUCUUCCUACCACAAAGUUUUAGAGGAGAACCGCUUUCUUUACAAUCAAGUGCAAGAUCUCAAAGGAGCCAUUAGGGUCUAUUGUAGAGUGAGACCGUUCUUACCAGGACAAUCAAAUGGACAAUCUACAGUAGAUUAUAUAGGAGAAAAUGGAAACAUAAUGAUUGUAAAUCCCCUUAAGCAGGGUAAAGAUGCUAGAAAGGAAUUUUUAUUCAAUAAGGUGUUUGCAACUAGUGUCACACAAGAACAAAUAUAUGCUGAUACUCAACCCUUGGUCAGAUCGGUUUUAGAUGGCUACAAUGUAUGCAUCUUUGCUUAUGGACAGACUGGCUCAGGAAAGACCUACACGAUGAGUGGCCCUGAUCUGAUGACUGAAGAGACAUGGGGUGUGAACUAUAGGGCUUUGCGUGAUUUAUUUCACAUAUCGAAGGAAAGAGCAGAUGCCAUAAAAUAUGAAGUUGGCGUCCAGAUGAUUGAAAUAUACAAUGAGCAAGUGAGAGAUCUAUUAGUCAGUGAUGGCUCUAACAGAAGAUUAGAAAUACGAAACAACUCUCAGUUGAACGGUCUUAAUGUGCCUGAUGCAUCUUUAGUUCCUGUUAAUUGUACUCAAGAUGUUCUUGAUUUAAUGAAAAUUGGUCAAAGGAACCGUGCUGUGGGUGCUACAGCUCUGAAUGAGCGAAGCAGCCGUUCUCACAGUGUGUUGACAGUUCAUAUCAGAGGGAGGGACUUAGUUUCUAACUCCAUUCUUAAGGGCUGUCUUCAUCUUGUGGAUUUGGCUGGAAGUGAGAGAGUGGACAAAUCUGAGGCUGUUGGUGAGAGACUAAAGGAGGCCCAACAUAUUAAUAGAUCACUUUCAGCACUUGGGGAUGUUAUCUCAGCUUUGGCACAGAAGAGUCCACAUAUUCCUUACAGAAAUAGCAAGCUUACACAAGUUUUACAAGAUUCAUUAGGUGGCCAUGCAAAGACUUUGAUGUUUGUUCAUAUAAAUCCUGAACUGAAUGCUCUUGGGGAGACAAUUAGCACACUGAAGUUCGCUGAGAGGGUUGCAUCCAUUGAACUAGGGGCAGCUCAAUCUAAUAAAGAAACUGGUGAAAUCCGAGAGCUAAAGGACGAGAUAUCAAAUAUGAAAUUGGCUUUGGAGAGGAAGGAAUCCGAACUGGAACAAUGGAAAUCUGGGAAUGCACGAAAUGCCUUAGAAUCUCAAAAAGCAAGAGCAGUUUCACCUUUUCGUUUGCCCCGAAAUGGUACCAAUGGCAGCAUGAAGUCUGAAAAUUCUCAAAGAUCCAUGGAUGAUAGAAACUCUGAGGCUAAAAGUUGUUCUUCAGGCAAGCAAAAAAGGUCAAGAUUUCCCUCGGCGUUUGUGGACAAAGACUCCACACCAAAAAUGUCUAUUCCGGCUGAAGAAAGAUCGGUGAACUGGAGGAAGGAUAGGUCACCUUCACCACCAGUUAGGAGAUCAAUAUCCACUGAUAGAGGGUCUGUCAUCAAAAGCAAGGUCAAGAGUGACACAAUAGAGAAUCAAGCAAUAUUAAAACCUCUAUUUCCAGCUAGAAUACCAGUAAAUAAAUCUCUUGCCACAAUGCCAAUGGCUCCAUCUACGGAGAAUAACACUUCUCAAAAUGUCUUCAACCUCCAAAACGUAAACACCAGGAAAGUUUAUCAAGAACAUGAAGAGGAACAGUUGAAGCAAGUAUCUGGUGUGGUAAGACAAGGUGGCAUUAGGAAAAGCAAGGUUGAGCAUAAGGCCAAGGUCAAGCAUCAUCAGCAAUUGCCCAUUAGGAUUCAGAAGGCUGGUCAGGUACCUACAUCAAUUACUGACAUGGAAAAUGCUGGUGAAGUGACUCUGGAGGCACCUCGAAAGAGUGAUUACUCUGAGCCAGAAAAUGAUAUUAGCAUUAUGGGGUCUGCAGUCCACGGUGUGUUAAAUCUUAAAAAGAUACGUCAGAACAUCUCAAGGAAUCCUCAGAACCUUGAAUCAAGAGGGACAGUGAAAGCAGUUGAGCCUUUGUUGUCUAGCAAAGCUGAAAACAAAGUUGUAAUCGGUUCAGGUCGCAAUACUUCCAUGCAUGAAUAUAGAAGGAGCCGAUCUACACCGCGGGGAAAGUUUUUUGUUUUAUCUUGAAGAUUUCAGGUAAAAAAUGUAUUGUUUUCUGUUAUGUAUUCUUGUACAGUGACUACCACUGAUGUGCAUGCUGUAGUGCAAGCUCACAUGAUUUUGUAGAGACUUAGAGAAAGGUUUCAGGUCAGUUUGUGUAACCUUUCUCUAUAUUUGUAUUCUGAUCAUGGUCCUUUUGUAAUUUGAAAUUUCCAAGGUCAAUAUAGUUUACAUCAUGGGGUGUUGUAUGUAGUACACAAUUUUAUUGACAAGGCAUAUUUGCUGCA